AUUGACUAUUUACUCCAUUAAUAGUAGUAAUAACACACACAUCCUUAGACCCUAAUUUAGGCUCUCAACGGCUCGAGGCACAAUAGUAGCCGUACGAUCAUCCUUUAUUUCUGGUUUGACGUUCUCUUUUAUUCCACAAUCAAAAUUCUAAACCCCUCCUUUGACCCAUUAUUAUAUUUUAACCCAAUUUUCUUGUAGCCGUUAGAAAUUUAUGACUUGAGUCUUCUUCAAUAAAAUUCCCCUUACUUUUACAAGAACACCACCAAAUCACCAUGACUUGCAAUAAAGAAAUUUUUUCCACAAAUUCUGAUCAUCCAAUUGAAUUGGGAAUUUAUAGUACGGUUUUAAAAUCAUGUAAUUUACAAUCUUUUGAAGAAAAACCUGGUCUCUCUUUGUCUUUGAAGCGUAAAAGACCCCCUAAAAUUCAGAUCCCAAAUGUAUUACAAGAAAUUUCUAUUGAAACCCAGUUGAAAUUUGGGUGUUCUCCGGUUAAAAAUGAUAGCAUUUGUUGUUUUGAAGAUUUGGGUGUUGGGGUUUAUUCAAUCAAAGGCAAGAAAAAGUUUAUGGAAGACACCCAUAAGAUUGUUUCUUCUGUAAAUGGAAAUUCCAAGAAGGGUUUUUUUGGAGUUUAUGAUGGACAUGGAGGAAGAAAAGCAGCAGCGUUUGUAGCAGAUAAUUUACAUAAGAAUGUACUGGAUAUGCUUGAUAACUCAGUUGGGAAAAUGGCUAAGGAGGAAGCAGUAAAAGCAGCUUAUUUUAAAACAGAUAAGGAAUUCUUAGGACAGGACGUAGGCAGUGGUGCCUGUUGUGUUACAGUUCUGAUUGAAGGGACUGAAAUGGUUGUUUCAAAUUUGGGAGAUUGUAGAGCUGUCCUUUGUAGAGGUGGAGUGGCAGAGCCUCUAACGAAGGACCACAGAGCCGAGAUGGAGGAAGAGCGGAAAAGAAUUGAGGAUAAGGGAGGAUAUGUAGAGUUCCAUAAGGGAGCUUGGAGAGUUCAUGGGAUACUAUCAGUUUCGAGAAGUAUUGGAGAUUCUCAUCUAAAAGAAUGGAUAGUAUCAGAGCCCGAUACAACAAUCCUUGAUUUGACUCCGGACAUGGAUUUUCUUAUCUUGGCUUCUGAUGGACUGUGGGACGAGGUCGGAAACCAAGAGGCCAUUGACAUUGUUCGACAGUCCCGUAUAAUUGAGAAGAAACCUGAACUUCCAUUGAGUGAUUUAGAGAAUAAAAACCAGAGGAGCCUAAAAGAGAAUGAUGAGGAAUAUGCUUGUGUGAGCACAAGCUCCUCUCCAAAGGUCAAAAGAGUUUGCCUUAUGAAGCAGAAAAACAUGAAGACAGAUAUUACUUGCACAGGGAAGGGCGGUUUUUCUGACAUUGACAGCGAAAAUGAGAGCCCUCCUGCAAAGUUACGAAGAACUUCAUUGUUUGCGCACAAGAGCACGAUAAUACAUUCUCCGAGGAUAGUAAAUGAGAGAUUGAUUUCAGAGGGCGUUGUAGAUGCUUGUACAAUGAAGGAAAGUGUUUCCGACUUUGAGAGCCCGCCUGCAAAGUUAAGAACUGCGUUUUUUGUGCAUAAGAACUCGAUUAUACAGUCUCCGACAUUAGUGAAUAAGAAGCCAAUUUCAGAGGGCCUUGUAGAUGCUUGCUCAAUGAAAGACAGUCUAGACUUUGAGAGCCCUCCUGCUAAGUUAAGAACAACGUUCUUGGUGCACAAGAACUCGAUUAUACAGUCUCCGAAAAUAGUGAAUAAGAGACCCUUUUCAGAGGGACUUGUAGAUGCUUCCGCAGUAAAGGACAGUCUUUCGGACUUUGAGAGCCAAAAUGAGAGUCCGGCUGCAAAGUUAAGAAGGACUUCAUUGUUCGCGCACAAGAGCAUGAAUCUUCAGUCUCCUAGAACAGAGAAUAAGAGACCGAUUUCAGAGGGUCUUUUAGGUUCUUGCAGAAAGCUAGCUAAUCUUGCUGUAAGUAGAGGCAGUAUGGAUGAUAUUACUGUCAUGUUAGUUGAUCUAAAGCAUUUCAAGUCUGGGAAAACCUAAACAUGUUUUAUUUUGUACCAUGUAAGAUUGAAUUGGAAUCUAGAAGUUUCUAUUUUGUGGAUAGGUAAAUCGAAUCUAGAAGUUUCUAUUUUGUAGAUAAGUAAAUCAUACUUUAAGCAGGAAAGCUCUUGACUCAAGUUUUGUUAUUGAAACCAUCAGUCAUAUGAUCUUUGCAGCAACAUCUUGCCGCAGCUUUUAAUUAUGAUCUUCAUAUAACCAACUUAGCACUUUGCCCUACUCGGACUUGCCUCGCUGAAUGUAUCUAGUAACGAUUGGAUCGGUAAUGUUCGGGCGGGUGAAUUGUGGGUUGGAUCGCUUUCGGUUAUGUGACUCUUGGAUUGGGUCUUUUUUGAUUGGAUCUUUCAGGUUUGGGACGAUUUU
Messenger RNA from Amaranthus tricolor (Joseph's coat), 2414 nucleotides. RefSeq names its product probable protein phosphatase 2C 14. The record is from RefSeq and is a predicted model, not a curated record. NCBI's taxonomy places the organism in Eukaryota, Viridiplantae, Streptophyta, Magnoliopsida, Caryophyllales, Amaranthaceae. The coding region runs from base 273 to 2033 and encodes 586 amino acids. Gene Ontology annotation, molecular function: protein serine/threonine phosphatase activity; cation binding. The transcript is spliced from 5 exons. Gene Ontology annotation, biological process: protein dephosphorylation.